CGGCGAGUGGUGGAAAGCUAAUCUUAUCAGCGAUUAUUAGCGGACGAUGGGCGUCCAGAUAACGGUUUGGUAUAAAAUACCGGGCCGGCUAACUGAUAGGCAAACCCAACUAGUCAAGUUUUUUCACUUUUCUCGAGAAAUCCGCAGAGUAAUAGAAAGAGAAAUGGGAGCACCAGGUGGACCACCCGAUGGACCCGAUGGAAAGGGAGGACAGCACGGUGGACCAAAUGACGGUCCCGGAGGCCACGGAGGCCAGGGAGGCCAUGGAGGUCAGGGAGGUCACGGAGGACCUAACGAUGGUCCCGGAGGACAGGGAGGACACGGUGGCCCACACUAACGAGUCCGCGAAAGAAGAGCAGAUCGUCUCAAUGCUUGAAUAAUAGUUGGCCGCAUUUCUCAUUGUUGUUGGCCGAUAUGGACAUUUUUGAUGAAUAAACAUUUUUGUAUUGUACAGAA
This is a messenger RNA of Neodiprion fabricii, 456 nucleotides long. RefSeq names its product mesenchyme-specific cell surface glycoprotein-like. The transcript has 2 exons. Lineage: Eukaryota; Metazoa; Arthropoda; Insecta; Hymenoptera; Diprionidae. Bases 47 to 337 code for a protein of 96 amino acids. The record is from RefSeq and is a predicted model, not a curated record.